GGUAAUUUCCUUGGUCGAAACCUAUAAUGUUAAAACCCCACAAAAGCCCUUAACUCCGUCCCAAGUCCUAACCCUAACAUUUCACUGCUGCUUUGUCUCUUCUCUAAAAUGGCGUCUCGCUUCAGAUCUCUCUCAAAACCAACGUUCUCUAUCGUCAAAUCCUCCAUUAACAAACCAACCCUUAAACCCAAACCUCCCUCUCCUCUACUUCCUGCUCGUUCCUCUACCACAUUCUCAAGGUCUGUUUCUCAAUUGGGUUGUCUUCAAUCUCUGCUGCCUCUCCACUCAGCUGUGUCUUCAGCUCGGUUAACGUCGUGUCUAGGAAUCGAUUCAACGAGCUCUAGGUCAUUGUCUCAGGGUAUGCUUUGCAGUGCAAACCCAGGAGUUUGAUUAUCUCCAAAAUGUUUGUAAUUUUGUUCCCAACUAGGUCUCAGUGUGCCUCGAUAACAUAGCAAAACUGGAAGUACCGCAUGAUGGGUCAGAGUCGUCGCAUUCCAUCUUAUGAUGAUGUCCAUUUGGAUAUUUAUUAUAUUACAUAAGUAUUUCCUGUUCAUUAUUAGUCGAAGUUAUUUUUCGAGUCUUGGAUGCUGGAUACAAGUUUGGAUUUCAAUUUUGAGCAGUUGAUUGAACUAGGUUUCUUUAAAUUAUAGAAUUGCUUUUGCCAGGUACCCCAUGUCUCCCAUGACUUUUAAGUAAUGGUUGAUGUAACGAAUUUAUUGAUCCAAUUACUUAACCAUGUGUUUUUGUUUAAACAUAUUGUAGUAAUGGAAAAUGAAAGCAAUAAAUUGAUGCUCGAUUUCA
This is a messenger RNA of Hibiscus syriacus, 801 nucleotides long. RefSeq names its product protein NONRESPONDING TO OXYLIPINS 2, mitochondrial-like. The transcript has 3 exons. The record is from RefSeq and is a predicted model, not a curated record. The coding region runs from base 109 to 390 and encodes 93 amino acids. Lineage: Eukaryota; Viridiplantae; Streptophyta; Magnoliopsida; Malvales; Malvaceae.